Messenger RNA from Funneliformis mosseae, 1950 nucleotides. The record is from the annotation of a GenBank genome assembly. NCBI's taxonomy places the organism in Eukaryota, Fungi, Glomeromycota, Glomeromycetes, Glomerales, Glomeraceae.
AUGAUUGAAAACAAUGAAGGAUUUGAUGAAAAAACUCGUGCGGCUAUUCUUACCUUACAUACAUUAUUGCGACCUUAUCUUCUACGGCGUUUAAAAAUUGAUGUAGAAAAACAACUACCUGCCAAGCAUACUCAUAUUAUUAAGUGUCGCUUAUCGAAGCGACAAAGGUUUUUAUAUGACGACUUUAUGUCUCGUUCUAAAACUAAAGAAACUCUUCGAUCAGGCAAUUUUUUAAGUAUUAUCAAUUGCCUAAUGCAACUACGAAAGGUCUGCAAUCAUCCGGAUUUAUUUGAAGUCCGUCCUAUCGUAACCUCAUUUGCAAUGAGCCGUUCUGCUAUUAGAGAUUAUGAAUAUUGUGAAUUAACUUUACGUAAUCGUCUUAAUCGAGGAAACUAUCAUUUGGAGCGGAUAAAUUUGGAUUUAUUUAAUCUUAUUACUAUUGACUAUGAGAAUAUGGAUUGGUUGGCUACUUCGGAGUAUAGUGUGUUAGAUCCAGACAACUUAUUUGAGAAGAAACUUUAUUUGUGCAAUUCAAGAAUCAAUACCAACAUCGAAGAAAUAUCAUAUUAUAGCCUUACUAAGUUUGGUAACGUUAUGCAAAAUCACGUUCAUAUAGCGACCCUAGAGCGUUGGAAUCAUAUGAGAUAUAUCAAUUCGUUUCGUCUUAAACGACGUCCUAUAUACGGAACAGGUUUAAUUAAUAUAUGUAGACAAUUGGGUACGACAUCAUUUGAAAAAUUUUUAAUGGAUUCUAAGAAUCCUAGAAAAAAUUUAGAAUGUACUACUACAUUACCUGAUAUGGUCGUAUCUUAUGAGCGAAGAUAUGAUAUGAUGGAAGAAGUUAUAAAGAGAUAUGCUUUUGUGACUCCAGCAGUUGUUGCAUCCGAUGUAUGUUCAUAUGCAUUAGCUGAAUUACCUGAGGAAUUUCGAUAUAUCGUUCAUAAUCAAGUGCGGGAUUUAUAUUAUCCAAUACGGGUUAAACUUAUGAUUGCUUUUCCUGAUAAAAGGCUCUUGCAGUACGACUGUGGUAAAUUACAAGAAUUAGAUAGAUUACUUCGCAACCUUAAGGAAAAAGGUCAUCGCGCAUUAAUUUUCACACAAAUGACUCGCGUACUUGAUAUACUGGAAAUCUUUCUGAACAUUCAUGGACAUCGUUAUCUCCGUUUGGAUGGUGCUACUAAAAUAGAGCAACGUCAGUUAUUAACAGAACGAUUUAACAAUGAUCCAAGAAUUUUGGUAUUCAUACUCUCAACGAGAUCUGGUGGCUUAGGUAUAAAUCUUACAGGUGCUGAUACUGUUAUAUUUUAUGAUAUUGAUUGGAAUCCUUGUAUGGACCGACAGUGUCAAGAUAGAUGUCAUCGUAUUGGUCAAACACGUGAAGUAAACAUAUUUCGUUUUGUAUGCGAAGCAACAAUAGAAGAAAAUAUGCUCGCAAAAGCACAACAGAAAGAAAUGCUCGAUAAGAUGGUUAUCACUGAUGGUGGUUUUACGACCGAUUUUUGGUCACAACCUAAAGUUGAUUGGCGUGAUAUAGUUAAAGUAAUCGCACCUGACCAUGACAAGGAAAUUAAUGAUGAACCAGAAUCAGGAAUUGAAUUAGAACAAUGUCUAGCAAAAGUUGAAGAUGAUACAGAUGUAAACGCUGCACAAAUAGCGAAAAAAGAAAUGGAAUCGGAUUUAAUAGAAUUUGAUGAAAAUGCGAUAACUCCAACAGAAAGUUCGGGUGUAGUGGAAAAUUCUGGCGCUGCAAUAGUGAGAAGGGAAAGUACUAUUUCUACAGCACCUUCACCAAUGAAUGAAAAUUUUGAAGUUGAUGAUAGCCUUAAGUCGCAUCUUUUGCCUGUGGAAUUGUAUAUGUUUCGUUUUAUGGAAUAUGAUUUGGGUAAAUAUGUUGGAUUUAGUAGAGCAUUUGAGUAUAAUUCAACCGAAGAUAUAAACAAUGAAGAAUAA